CAUUUGGAUUUUUUAACAAUCAUAACCACAAAGGUCCUCCGUCACACGAAAAUCAAUCAGGUGCAUUCAUUCGCACAAGUAACUUCAUAUUUUACAUAUGUUCACCCUUUUCAAAAAUACAUUUCCAUCCUGCAACACAACCAUAGUGCAAGAUAGAACAAGUUGUUAGUAAGAAAUCUAUGCAAGAAAUUGAGUAACAAACCUAAAAAUUCUCGUACCACCCUUAAUCCCUAAGAAAACCACUUCCCUUGGUUUGCAUGAGACAGCAUCGUGGCGCGUUUGUUUCAUUUCCAACAAAAACAUGGACGUUCGUGACAUGGCAUACCGUUACUUAACCCAACUAAACCACGCUUCCGCCACUCAAACCAUCGCACGUGCCGUCCAUGCACACAUCCUCACCUCCGGUUUCAAACCAAACACUUUCAUCCUCAACCGUCUCAUCAACUUCUACUGCAAAUCCUCCAACAUCACUUACGCUCGUAAACUGUUCGAUAAAAUUCCCAAACCAGAUAUAGUCGCCAGAACCACUCUUCUCUCAGCAUAUUCCUCCUCCGGUGAUAUCAAACUCGCCCGACAACUCUUCAACGCCAUCCCACUCGUUAUUCGCGAUACCAUCAGUUACAAUGCCAUGAUCACUGCUUACUCUCACGGUAACGAUGGCCACACUGCACUCAAUCUCUUUGUUCAAAUGAGAAGACAAGGGUUUUUUCCUGAUCCUUUUACGUUCUCCAGUGUGCUUUCUGCUCUCUCAAUCAUAGCAGACGAGGAGUGGCAUUGUCAAAUGCUGCAUUGUGAGGUUAUCAAAUGGGGAACAAUGUCAAUACCUUCUGUUUUGAAUGCGCUUUUGAGUUGCUAUGUUUGUUGCGGUUCUUCGCCUUUGGUGAAAUCAUCUCAGUUGAUGGAUUCUGCUAGGAAGGUUUUUGAUGAGGCUCCUAAGAAUCAGGUGUAUGAACCUUCAUGGACUACCAUGAUUGCUGGUUAUGUGAGGAAUGAUGAUCUCGCUGCAGCGCGUGAGCUUCUUGAUGGAAUGACUUACCCUAUUGAUGUUGCUUGGAAUGCCAUGAUUUCUGGUUAUGUUCGACGUGGUUUAUAUGAAGAGGCGUUUGACAUGUUCAGGAGAAUGCAUUCUAUGGGAAUGCAGGAGGAUGAGUAUACUUACACCAGUUUGAUUAGUGCUUGUGCUUCUGGUAAUGUGAGGAGGGGGAUGUUCAAUUAUGGAAGACAGGUGCAUGGUUAUAUUCUCCGGACAGUGGUGGAGCCAUCACAGCACUUUGUUUUGUCUGUUAGUAAUGCUUUGAUUACUUUCUACACUAAGUAUGGUAGAAUGGUGGAGGCGAGGCGAGUCUUUGAUAGAAUGCCUGUGAGAGAUAUUGUUUCCUGGAAUGCUGUUUUGUCGGGGUAUGUCAAUGCACGGCGCAUUGAGGAAGCUAAUUCUAUUUUCAGGGAGAUGCCUAAGAGAAACGUGCUGACUUGGACAGUGAUGAUAUCUGGUUUGGCGCAGAAUGGUUUUGGAGAAGAAGGUUUGAAGCUCUUCAACCAGAUGAAGUCAGAGGGGCUAGAACCCUGUGAUUAUGCUUACGCUGGGGCGAUUACAUCUUGUGCUGUUCUUGGGUCGUUGGACAAUGGACAACAAAUUCAUUCUCAGGUAAUUCGAUUGGGCCAUGAUUCAGGCCUCUCUGCCGGUAAUGCGCUGAUUACCAUGUACGCAAGGUGCGGUGUUGUUGAAUCUGCUGAAUCCGUGUUUCUCACAAUGCCUUAUGUGGAUUCAGUAUCUUGGAAUGCUAUGAUUGCAGCUCUUGCACAACACGGACACGGUGUCCAAGCCAUUGAGCUUUUUGAACAGAUGUUGAAGGAAGAUAUUUUGCCUGAUAGGAUAACUUUCCUCACAAUUCUUACUGCUUGCAACCAUGCAGGCUUGGUCAAAGAGGCACACCAUUAUUUUGAUACGAUGUGCUCUCGUUACAAUAUAACCCCAGGAGAGGAUCAUUAUGCCCGUUUAAUUGAUUUGUUGUGUCGUGCGGGUAUGUUCUCAGAAGCAAAGAGUGUAAUCAAAUCAAUGCCUUUUGAACCCGGUGCGCCAAUUUGGGAAGCUUUUCUUGCUGGUUGUCGGAUUCAUGGGAACAUUGAAUUGGGCAUUCAAGCUGCUGACCGACUCCUUGAGCUUAUUCCACAGCAAGACGGAACCUACAUAAUUCUUUCCAAUAUGUAUGCUGCUUUAGGUCAGUGGGACGAAGUGGCUAGGGUGAGGUUACUGAUGAGGGAACGGGGAGUGAAGAAGGAACCUGGUUGUAGUUGGGUUGAGGUCGAAAACAUGGUCCAUGUCUUUUUGGCUGAUGAUGCUAGACACCCUGAGGUACAAGCGGUGUACACAUAUCUGGAGCAACUGGUACAUGAAAUGAGGAAAUUGGGGUAUGUUCCUGAUACAAAGUUUGUAUUACAUGAUAUGGAAUCUGAGCAUAAGGAACAAGCCUUGUCUACCCACAGUGAAAAACUGGCUGUUGUAUACGGAAUUAUGAAGCUUCCUUUAGGAGCUACGAUUCGUGUUUUCAAAAAUUUGAGAAUAUGUGGAGACUGCCACAAUGCAUUCAAAUUUAUUUCCAAAGUAGUUGGACGAGAGAUAGUUGUGAGAGAUAGGAAGAGGUUUCAUCAUUUUAGAAAUGGAGAAUGUUCUUGCGGCAACUACUGGUAGGAAGAGGUUCUGUUAUUUGAUUGUCAUCAAAGGUUAACGAAUGUCAAAAUUGAUCAAGUGGAUUUUGAAUAUAUAUGAAUGGAGCCUGGAGCUUUCACAAUAUGAAAUUCAAAAUUAAGACUGAUAUUGGCCCCAAAAUGUUUUCCAAAAGGACAUGCCAAAGCCACAUUGGAAUGGAUGUCCAUGAUCCUCAGUUUGUUUUGGCGGUCUACUGGUUGGAAAUUUGUCUUCUCCUAUUGCACCUCCUUGCACACAAAUGCUAGAGUUGGUUAUUGCUAUUUCAUGUCAUAAGGAAUGGAGGUGGUACAGUGAUUAAACACAGCAGUACCUUCUGGUUGGUAGCUGUAGUGUUGCAUGCCAUCUCGGUGGCCAUGAAUUUGGCAGGGUGGAAGGAGCUAUGAGGCGGUGCUAAUGCCGUAGCUUCUUUGAUUUGAAAAAGGGACAGAUUACAGAAUUUUGUACCCUGUGAUCGAUUCUCUGUUCAGUGCUCAUCAAUGUUAAGGUGGAUUUGUUGCUGCCUGGUGAUUUUACAAAGAAGCUUACUUUAGAGGAGCUUUUUCAAUCCAACAUAUGGACAUUGGACUCUAGUAUGAAGUGGAGAUUCUAACUGAACUAACCGAGGAUGCACAACAAACAAGGAAAGAAGCAUUCUUAUGGAGUACUUUUAGUUUUAUUGUUAUUGUCUUUUCAAAGUUGAAGGCCAGUCAACCAAAAAUAGCAGUGAGAAUCAUCCUGAUUGCACACAUAUACUUCUUUUCAGGAGUGCUAGACAAUGGUGCUAAAGUAAUGGCCUUUACCUCGUCUCCUUCUGGGUUCUGCUGUUUUUUGGGCUGCCUCAAGGAUCUGAUAUAAAAUUUAUAAAUUUUCAUAUUUAUGCUAUCAUACAUAAAGUGAAAAUCAUAGAUAUAUCUAUCUCUAUAACGCUUGAAAUUAAGGAAUGGACUUUUUAACGUGUCUCCUGGGCAGUAUUAAAGCAACACAGAAAUAUGUAUUCUGCAAUAAACAAUUAUGUGUUUUCCUUUGUCUCAUGUUAAAUGACUUCCUCUUCCUUUUCCAUAUGCUAUAAUCAAAUAGAAAGAAAAAUAAACAAUCCUCAUAAUCUUUAAUUGGGGUAUCAACAAUUGGCUUAAAGCAUAACUUUGGCAAAUUGACAGCAAUGAAAUAAAUUUACUGAGGAAUUUGAUAUAGUGCUAUUUUUGUGUCAAUGUAUAUUUAGGCUAGAGAAGCAUCGUACUCACUUGAUAAUGAUAGUAUCAAACAAAGCAUCUUUUUGCUCAAACCAAGACUCAUUGAAAAUGCCUCUUCGCUUUUUUGAAUCACUGAGCACUUCGGACUGGAAAAGGUCAGAUGCUGACACUAAUUUUCUGUUAAACAUUGGACCACUCCAAUGAACUUUCAGUUCUUCAGAGUAGAUAGAUCAAUAUUUUGAUAUUUUAAAUUACAAAAGUUAAGUAGUUUAGUCCUUAAAGCUUGAAGCUUAUUUAUGUGGUGCAUAAGCCUGCUUAAGUGUAAUCGUCAUAGUAGGAAAAGUUGGUUAGCAUUAAAAAAUUUGUUAAUCAAUCAAAAUCAAUAAAGAAUUGGAAAGUGUAUAUGGCAUUUUUUCACCCUCCUCGAUUUGGUGAGAGACUGAAAAACAGAAAACAGGCCAAAACAUUUUCCAAGAGAACGUGAGAGGAAAGCAAAGCCUUAAAAGAAGUCACAUGCUAGUAAUGCGAAACGAUUCCUUUUUGAGGUUAAUGUCAUAAAGUAGACCCCCAAAUAUUGUGCCUACUUUUCCUUCUCCCCUCAAUAUUUAGAGUCUUGACUUGUGAAGUUAUGUAUCUGUCAUUGUCCAUGCUAAACACAAAAGGCAAAAUAAUUGAGUGCAUCUCUCAAUUUUCCCUAAGUUUGACAAAAAAAUUAAAAUGUACAACUAUGAAGCACAGACACCGAUAAAAAUUUGAACAAACGAACUAAUCAAAUGUAAUUACAAGAGUCAGUGUCAUGCCGGACAUUAACAUGUGUAAGACACCGGGCACUGUAAUUUUGUCAAAGUCAUCGUAAUUUCAAACAAGCGCUGAGUU
Molecule: messenger RNA, 4752 nt
Organism: Vicia villosa (hairy vetch)
Lineage: Eukaryota; Viridiplantae; Streptophyta; Magnoliopsida; Fabales; Fabaceae
Product: pentatricopeptide repeat-containing protein At1g25360-like
Exons: 4
Coding region: 302-2689 (795 amino acids)
Biological process (GO): RNA modification
Molecular function (GO): RNA binding; protein binding; zinc ion binding
Source: RefSeq, a predicted model, not a curated record